Molecule: messenger RNA, 4056 nt
Organism: Macrobrachium nipponense
Lineage: Eukaryota; Metazoa; Arthropoda; Malacostraca; Decapoda; Palaemonidae
Exons: 6
Coding region: 82-1854 (590 amino acids)
Source: RefSeq, a predicted model, not a curated record
UAAACACAACAGACAACGGAUCUUUACCUACUGUGUUUCCUUCUGUCGUGGUGUUCGGAAUCGUUACAUUGAGGUCCUGACAUGGGGAAGAUCUAUCAUCUCUUAUCGCUGGCCCUACUUGUGGCGGUGAAUGUCUCCCAUGCACGGCACAUCAGUUCCCGUGAAAGAAGUGAUGACGAAGACUUUCGUGUAGAAGAUUUAGUAGGAUUUGGCGCUGGUCGUGGUCACCCAUUUGGAGGUGGUUCUGGUCGGCGGUUCCAGGAUGGAGGUGAAAGUGGAGGUGCUUCUGGAACGUUUGGAAGAGGUCCACCGGGAACCGGUCAUGCAUCUGGAAACCGACAUGGAGACGUGCCAUUACCGCUUAACAGUGAAUCUGGCCGUCCACUUCAGUUUGGAGGUGACAGUGGAGUUGGACUUCCUUUGGGCAAUGGUAAUGUAGGUCUUCCUUCUGGAAAUGGUGGUAGCAGCAGUGGACUUCAGUUUGGAGGUGACAGUGGAGUACAACUUCCUUUGGGAAAUGAUAAUGUAGGUCUUUCUUCUGGAAAUGGUGGUAGCGGCAGUGGCCUUCAGUUUGGAGGUGACAGUGGAGUACAACUUCCUCUGGGAAAUGGUAACGUAGGUCUUUCUUCUGGAAAUGGUGGUAGCAGCAGUGGACUUCAGUUUGGAGGUGACAGUGGAGUACAACUUCCUUUGGGAAAUGAUAAUGUAGGUCUUUCUUCUGGAAAUGGUGGUAGCGGCAGUGGCCUUCAGUUUGGAGGUGACAGUGGAGUUGAACUUCCUCUGGGAAAUGGUAACGUAGGUCUUCCUUCUGGAAAUGGUGGUAGCGGCAGUGGACUUCAGUUUGGAGGUAACAGCGGAGUUGAACUUCCUCUGGGAAAUGGUAACGUAGGUCUUCCUUCUGGAAAUGGUGGUAGCAGCAGUGGCCUUCAGUUUGGAGGUAACAGCGGAGUUGAACUUCCUCUGGGAAAUGGUAACGUAGGUCUUCCUUCUGGAAAUGUGGGUAGCGGCAGUGGCCUUCAGUUUGGAGGUAACAGCGGAGUUGAACUUCCUCUGGGAAAUGGUAACGUAGGUCUUCCUUCUGGAAAUGGUGGCAGCGUCAGUGGCCUUCAGUUUGGAGGUAACAGUGGAGUUGAACUUCCUUUGGGAAGUGGCAACGUAGGUCUUCCUUCUGGAAAUGGUGGUAGCGGCAGUGGACUUCAGUUUGGAGGUAACAGCGGAGUUGAACUUCCUCUGGGAAAUGGUAACGUAGGUCUUCCUUCUGGAAAUGGUGGUAGCGGCAGUGGACUUCAGUUUGGAGGUAACAGCGGAGUUGAACUUCCUCUGGGAAAUGGUAACGUAGGUCUUCCUUCUGGAAAUGGUGGUAGCAGCAGUGGCCUUCAGUUUGGAGGUAACAGCGGAGUUGAACUUCCUCUGGGAAAUGGUAACGUAGGUCUUCCUUCUGGAAAUGGUGGCAGCGUCAGUGGCCUUCAGUUUGGAGGUAACAGUGGAGUUGAACUUCCUUUGGGAAGUGGCAACGUAGGUCUUCCUUCUGGAAAUGGUGGUAGCGGCAGUGGACUUCAGUUUGGAGGUAACAGCGGAGUUGAACUUCCUCUGGGAAAUGGUAACGUAGGUCUUCCUUCUGGAAAUGGUGGUAGCGGCAGUGGCCUUCAGUUUGGAGGUGACAGCGGAGUUGAACUUCCUCUGGGAAAUGGUAACGUAGGUCUUCCUUCUGGAAAUGGUGGUAGCGGCAGUGGCCUUCAGUUUGGAGGUGACAGUGGAGUUGAACUUCCUUUGGGAAGUGGCAACGUAGGUCUUUCCUAUGACAAUUGUGUAUGUAAUCAUCAAUUGGGAAGUGACAGUGUGGUUAGUGUUUGAUGGGGAUGGCGUCAUCGUUCUACUCUGUGAUAGCAGUGGAGUUAGCAUUUGGCAGUAUAAGAGGAACGCACUUCUAGUCAAUAUUAUUGCUACUGCGUAGCAAACAUUCAAUAUUUCAAACGCACAGACACCUAAGAUCUCUAAGGAACUCUCAUUACUUUUUAUUUCAUUUCCAGAAAUAUUUGCAUAGACUCGUGUUACACCCUAGUAUAUAUACAGUAGUUGUCUGCUUCUCAUUCUUGCGGGGUUUUGGUCAGACGACAGCAGCUGUAACUAGGCCUUAAUAUCUCUUCUCUCAGUAUUAUUUGCAUGCGGUUUCUCCCAAGUUUCUUCCUUUUAAAGAUUUUUUUUUAGGUAAUAAAUUCCAUCUUUCGACUACUAAUAUAGUCUUGAACAUAGCAAAUUUUUCGUGAUAUGAUCCAUGUCAUCCUUUCUCUGACAGGAUGCAACACCGAACACUUUACCUGACUGUUAGUAUCAAAGAAGAAUGUUAUAAUGCUCAAGGGUAUAGAUUCAUUUAUUCAUUUGUGCAAUUGAUACUUUGCUAACAACAACGUCAUUAAUUUGCAAUGCAAGUCAUCAUCCAGCUGCCAGUCUGUUGUCGCCCAAACUCAAGAGUUGCCAAUCGCUACAUUACAGACUAGUUUAUCCAGACCCUCAAAAGUAAACAAACAAAUCAAUCAAUCUAUUACUUAAUAAGAAACAAAUAAAUAGAUAAAUAGAAUUGCUUUAAAUAAUAACGUAUCAGUCUAACUUCUAACCUCAGUUAAACUGCAAUAGAUCACUUGCAUUGCAACUGAAUUUUUUUUGCAAGAACUGCAAUAGAUCACUUGCAUUGCAACUGAUUUCUUAAUUUUUUAUUUAUUUAUUUUUUUCUUUGCAAAUGUGACCACGAAGGCUUAUUACUUUAAACAUUUACAUCCAUUGACAACUAUAUCAACAGGUUUUCUACAAUAAUAACUAUAUAUAUAUUUAUUGUAGUAUGACUAAGCAACACGAAAAUAAACAGAAAUCUAUACCUCUGGGUGUUUUUAUUUUUUACCUUGUCAAGAUAUACAAUGAAAACCGUUCGUGCCAAUGCAUAUCAAUAAAGACACAAAGUCUGUGAAAAGUGUCCACCGAUGAUCAAGUAAUCAUCGUUAUUUCUAUUAUUAUCAUUAUCAUUUUCGUUACAAACAUCAUUAUCAUCGCCACUGGGAGAGCUGUUAGGGCGUAAACAGGUCUCGUAUGAAUGAGAAUAGAAUGAUAACAUAUACGAUCCAGUUUCCUUAUCAGAAUCGUAUUUUGUCGAAGGUGGUCACCUCUAGGUGUUCAGUAAUACAUAAUAUACUCGCAAGAAAUCAUCUGGUGUGACGGGUUGAGGAGAGAGGCCAGUCACUAAGUGAACACCCCAGGAUAAGUUCAGCUAACGAAAGUAAUAUUACAAAGCGAUAGAACGUCUUGGUAUACCUCAGGUUAACCCGAAUAGUAUACAGUGGAGGGGAUACAUUCCUUUUGCAAAGCAGGAUUUAGAGGCAGACAAGAAGGACCACGUAAUGCAGUCAUAAUUGAGGCCAAGAAGAUAUCUACCAAAGCAAAGGGAUGUCAUAGAGUGUUGAGUUUGAAAAAUAGUUGUUCAAGGAAGCGAUAACCACAGCGCCAAUGAGGAGAAUGACUUCGUGCUAAAUGACAGAAAAGUUUAUAACUCACAUGUUUCUCGUACAAAUAUUAUCAGUAUCACUUUACACAGAUUUUAGAUUCUAUAAGGAGACGAUCUCGCUCGGAAAUAAAGAGUAAAACCAAACAUCCUCUUUGAGAUUUUACCCUGUGACCUGAGAUAUGUAUACCUCAACAUAAUAACCUCUGCUGCUGAGUGGAUAUGAUUGGUCUAGUAAAUUAUAGACCAGCGCUUCAAAUACCCCAAAGAGGAGACUUGCCUUUAUUGAUAAUAAUAAUAUUUAACACUCCGAAGGACGAUCGCGAUAUCUAGAAUCUAUUUAUUUUAUUUUCUUGUGUAUUUAAUCUUAGUAGAUUGUUAGUAAUGCGCUUAAAACUCCUGGAGCUUUACAGCAACUGCUGUCCCCUUUGCAGAACGAGACUGAAUCAAAAGGUCACAGGGACAGAUUAACCUAAAUCAGGUUCCAGCUGGAUCCUUGGGCUACAUGACUGGUCAUUCUGGUUUGAUGUAGUUACGCUGCUCAUCUGCUAUGCAAGGGGCGUUAA